This is a messenger RNA of Metarhizium brunneum ARSEF 3297, 2466 nucleotides long. RefSeq lists its product as uncharacterized. The record is from RefSeq and is a predicted model, not a curated record. Gene Ontology annotation, molecular function: phosphatidate phosphatase activity. NCBI's taxonomy places the organism in Eukaryota, Fungi, Ascomycota, Sordariomycetes, Hypocreales, Clavicipitaceae. Gene Ontology annotation, cellular component: actin cortical patch.
AUGCCCUCCUUCGCGGGGCUGACGGCCAGCGGUUAUGGCCCCGGCACAAGUGAUGCAUCGCAGGACGUUGGGGAGAGAGGGGAAAGAGGUUACAGGCGGAGGAAGCUCGCGGCCAUGGCAGGAAACCUAUACCGCAGCGGACAGCAAGCUGUCACGGAACUGCGGGACUCGUAUGUGCAAUCGAGAGGCAGAGGUAUCGACGACUUUGCAAUGGACCAGAGCACUCACAUUCCCGGUGCAUUCCCGGAUGUUGCCAUUGCCUCGCAGGGAAACGAACAGAUGGUGUUGUUUCCGUCAUAUGCCAAGAGACACAUCAAACAAGAUUGGACACGAAUGCCGCGGAAGCAACCGGUGGAUCAGCCGGAAUUACGGAAUGAAGAGUGGUGGCGGCAAGAGUGGGAGAAGCACGAGGAUGAGAAAGCGGUUGUCGACGUUGAUGUUAGGGGCUGGAUAUACUCACCACAUGUUGGUCCCAUGACAAGGAGGAAUCGCAUUCUCAUCGGCUUGGCCCGCCAAUUGAGCGGGAUAUCGGCCCCCAAGACGGAUCAAGGAUACGGACCGGCUAGUGGCGAACCCAAGACGCAGCAUCAAAUACACGCUGAAAUCCACGACGAGGAAAAGAUUGCACAGAAGGCGGCCAUGAUUGAGAAGCGCGGACAGGAGGAAAAACGAGUCGCCUACGCAGGAGGCUACAGCGAACCGUCGCAAGAUCCCAACACACUAGGUGUUGAAGCGGCUUCUCGUUUUGGACGGCGCGGCAGCUACACGCCUGAUUCCGCACCACCAAGCCCAAGCAUGCCGGCUCGACAGCCGUCUGGUCUGGGCGAGCUCACUGAUGCGGAGCUGGCAGUGGCAAACGCCAACCUGAUGGCUCGCGUGGCUCCGUUCCUGACGAACCCUCUGGUGGCCAUGCCCAUCACUAUUUUCUUCUAUAAUGAUACCAAGUCCCAAUCCAAGACCAUCUUGACAGACGAUGCCGGCCACUUCAAUAUUCGAGCAGCUCUGGAGUUCAUCCCCACGCAUGUUAGAGUGCUCGCAAACGAGAAACUGUCGACCACGCAAGAAGUCAAAAUCACGGAACCGGCAGGCGUCAGCUUGAUCAGCGACAUUGACGAUACAAUCAAACGCUCCAACAUAUCAGCCGGCGCUCGGGAAAUUUUCCGCAACACGUUUGUGCGAGAUCUCGACGGCAUGACAAUCGAGGGGGUGCGGGAGUGGUAUACAGAUAUGCAUCGGCUGGGCGUGAGCAUGCACUAUUGCUCCAACAGCCCGUGGCAGUUGUUCCCUGUGUUGGCUAGCUUCUUCAAGAUUGCCGGCCUGCCCGCGGGAUCCCUCCACCUGAAGCAGUAUAGUGGCAUGCUGCAGGGGAUAUUUGAACCGGUGGCGGAGCGCAAAAAGUCCACCCUGAACCGCCUCGUCAAGGACUUCCCACAUCGAAAGUUCCUUCUGGUCGGCGACAGUGGCGAGGCGGACCUCGAAGUAUACACGGAACUGGCCCUGGCCAACCCUGGCCGUGUCCUGGCCAUAUUCAUCCGGGACGUGACCACACCCGAGGCAGCCGGAUACUUUGAUGCCGCGUUUGACUUUACUCAUGGUAAAAUAUCGAGCAUGACGCUGGAUUACAGUAGGUCGGGAAGCGUCAAGUCGGCAAGCCGGCAGAACUCAGCGCCAGGUGCCGUUGGUGAAACACAGGCAGCUUCGGGACCCGUCAUGGGAACGCUGAUUGACUUUUCCGAUGAGCCCGAAGAGGUGAAGCUGGAUGAAGCCGCGGCGCUUGCGCAGGUCAAGAUGGCCAACUUGGGUCGGCCAGCCGGCGCUGCUACGAGCGCGCUUGCUGGACGAAAGCCGCCGCCUCCUCCUCGACCAGCAAAGCCGGCUGCGCUGCGAAGCGCACCCUCGCAUGUCAACGCGUCGAAUGGCGGUGCCAAAGCCGACAUGCCGCCGCCUAAACCAAAGCGACCGCAGGGCCUCGGGGCGGCUGGCCUUCAGCCUCUCACGACCAUACUCAGCGCAGGCCAAGACGGUGCCCAGACCACGGAGGACUCGUCAACACCUGCGCCGCUGGAACAGGAGCCUGCCCCUCCUCCGCUGCCCAGACGUCGAUCCGGACUUAAGAGCAUCAGCCCGCGUCUCUUUGGCAGAGGGGCGUCAUCGUCCAAUACCGACGUCGACUUUGAACCAUUGCCGCCGUCGGCUGCUGCGCCCCCGCCGUCGUUUGGAUUCAGCUACUACCGCUCCGGAUCGCGGUCAGGAUCGUCAACGCCCUCUGGCUCGCCGACGCUGGGCGCCCAGGGCGCGAACAAGAAGCUCGAGCUGUGGAGGAGGAGGCUGGCCCGGGCCCACGAGCAGCUGGAUCACCAGGGCGUUGCGCUGUAUACGUGGCGCACGGGUGACGACGUGGUUGCCGAGGCGGUGGGCAUCGUGACGUCGGCGCAGGAGGACAUGAAGAGAAGGCAGGGGAGGUGA